Messenger RNA from Chara braunii, 5980 nucleotides. The record is from the annotation of a GenBank genome assembly. Lineage: Eukaryota; Viridiplantae; Streptophyta; Charophyceae; Charales; Characeae.
GCACAAAUAAAAUAUAAUAAGGUCCAUUUUCUGUACCAUCCACCUAAUGUUAUUUAACAAUAAUGUAAAUUAAAUACGUAUUAUUAAUUUAUUACCGUCAUCUGAUUCCAUGAGGAUUCAAAAUUUGAAAAUUUCAAACUCAUGAGCUAUGGUUAUACAUGUGUACCUUUCACCCCCUUUCAGACUGGCAGAAAUGAAAUCGGCUUCUGCGAUUUCAGGGGUAAAGCUGAACCCUGUGUCUUCAACAGUUGAGAAGGAAAGGGAAUCAAGAGUAUUUUUGAAAAGCAGAGCAGACUCUGGUGUUCCGGGAGCAAAGAAGGAAUUUCAAAUGGAUGGUCUUGAACCUGGUCCAGGAUUUGAUUUUUCAGGGGUCAAAUCUGAGCCUACUACUAAAAUAUCAGAAGUGAAAAGGGAUAAGGAGUCUAUCCAAUCAAACUCGACGUCUGUUUUGGGUGCGAAAUCCGAUUCUGGAGCGAAGGAAAAGGAACUUCCCAGACUGUACGGACCAGAAGCGCGGAAGGAAAAGGAACGUGUACAUUCCGACUCUUCGGCUUUGGAAGGUAGAAAGGAGAAGGAGAAGGACUUCGUCAAAUCCUAUUCGGCCAUCUUAGCAGUCAAAGCGGACUCUGGCAUAUCACAAGGGAAGAGGGAAAGGAAUGCUAUCAAGGCAGAGUCGGGCGUUUCAGAUGUGAAGAAGUUGAGUCGUAGGAAGUCGGGAGCGGUGGAGGUGGGAGCCAGCUCAUCACCGACGCUUCACGGUAGUCGAUCGUCGUCAUCGGAGGAAGAGACACAGCUGCGGCCGUCGGAUCCUUCUGUGAAAAAGAAGGGUAAGCACCCCGAACCUAGGUCUACGAAGUACAAUGCCACUGUAAACCCUUUGUUUCAAAAAAGCCAUUCGGAUAAUUCCCAAGUCGAUCGCAGAGAAUUGGCACGCAGGAUAGCUUCACUCUUGUACAAUCACGGUGAGGAGACCCUCAGCAGUAGAGAUAUUUCACGUCGAAGGGCAACGGAUUCUCAGGCAGCAGCAACCCGCUCUGUGGACGAUGCACAGAUGCGCAGGUUUGUUACAGGCCAUAAAAAUCCGCUUGGCUCCUCCUUGACACAGAAGGAUGAAAAUAACCAAUACAAAAGUUUGCUGCUGUCGCAAAUACCUAAUCCCAAUGCGCAGCAGCAGAAGCGUGGGACGACUUCUGUCCACGAUGCUGCCGAGGGCUCGUCAAAGAGUCCUCGGGGGUCACUGAUGAAAACUCAGCCGAGAACGACAGAAAUUGUCGGUUCCGUCGCAGCUGCAGCGACUGCAGUCGACGGAACUAAAUCCCUUGCCUCUUCUGGCCACAGUGCUGCAGGACAUGACCUGCACAGAGAUAACCGGCCUCCCAACGUCGACAAUUCUUCAAACCGCCCAUCUAGCAUGGACUACUCUCCCGCUUCCAGCAUCUCUGGGGCUUCUUCCCAAGCCCAUCCUCCAUCUCCCGAUUUGAAGAAGCUUGGGUCAUCUGAUCCUCCACCUGCAGCUCCCAAGCUCGACGCUGUCAACAUCGCAGCAAAGCUUGAGCAAAGUCAAAGUCAAAGGUCCAGCGGCUCGCGUAUUGACGCACCUGGUCCUGCUAUUGUCAAACAUGAGUCUACAAGCAUUGUGGGAACAAAGCAGAAGCAAAGCCAAAAACCUAGUAAUGUCCAGAAGGAGGCAGACGCAGCUGCUGUACUUUCCAAGCUUCACACAUCAAAGCACAGGCAGAGUCAACAGCAGUCCUCUAGUCCAAAAACAGAAGCUACGCGUGGCGUCAAAGAACAGGUUGCGAUCCUUUCACAAAUUUUGGAAGACCGUUCGGAGUUACGGAGAGAGAAUGUUUCUGGCGCUGCAGUGAAGGGCACGCCUGCAGUUAAGUUUGCUGAUCCUCAUGUCAAAUCUUCCAGCGCUGGUGCCGAGGACAAGGACGGCACCACAGCAAAGACGGAGCUAAGGCAUGAAAAGAGUGUGUUAGGUGCACAGCAGGUUCUCCCUGCAGCAGCCGAAGGCGGUAAGACCCCUCCUUCACAAGUUUUGGCCAACGCUCCUGAGUCGGAGCCACCACCAGCUGCUGCUGCUACUGCCACUCUAGAGGAGGCUGAGCGUGCCAAGCAGCAAAGCCUGUCUGAAACCUCGAGCAGCGAUGACAGCUCGCUUUUUGGCGGCUCGAGCGCAGCUGCUGCCUGUACCGAGCCCACAGGGACAGUCAUCGCGAAACCUGCAGCGACUGGCCAAGAUUCCAGCAGGCUUCUGCAUGAACUACAUCACCUAGAGGAGAGUUCUCAGGCGGGGCUCGACUCUGGCGGCGUGAGGCAGUCCAGCAACCACCUUCCUCCCAGUAACAGGCGCAAGGAUGCUGAUGUCAGACCCAGCGGCGAAAGUCGUCCUCCCGAGUGCUCCAGCGAGGGACGUCCCAGCCUUGGAGGGGAAAUUCAGAAGCCUGACGCCGCUGACGGUGCGAAGCCCGUCCACAAUAAGGGAACAGCUCGGGUGGACGAAAACCGGGAAAGAGGCACCAGCCAUGUCUAUUCUAGCUCCGGGAAGAUGGAUCUGACUAUCAUUGAAGUUGAUGGCAGGGAGGAACUUCAAGGCCAUGUGGCAAGUUCGCUCGUGAAACGUCAAAUGCCCUCGGGCUGGAGCGAGGUUGCGAUGGGAACCGAGAGCAAUUAUGGCCGUUCGUCACCCGAACGGCAUUCUCCUACUUCUCCUACCAUGUUGGGGAUGAAGGGGGAACAGAGCAAGAGGGCAUCUGUGAACAUGCUUUCAGAAGGAGGUGAUCGGCAUGGUGGUGAUACGUCGGCGAUUGACCGUGACGAAUCUGGACCAGCACUGCGUCACAAACUGGACGAUCAUGACCGUUCGGUUCCGACGAUCAAGCAUGAGGACCGAUACAUCGUUGUAUCCGAUGAGAAGUUGAGGGCGAACGAACACCACCAUAAGAAUGAGGAGAAAACCAAAGUGGCAAUUGGGUCUAAGGACAGUGAGGCAAAGAAACAACAGUCCUCUCGGAAGGAUUCAGGGCAAAGAACGCAAGUCCGUGGUAGUGGAAGCAAGGGCAAACCAGAAGUCAGCGGAAGACUGGAAGGCGAUAUGAGAAGGGAGGAGCAAAGCGGAGUUCAUGAACCAGGUAAUGGUAGUGCGGGGCCGGAAAAACAGCAAGUAGAGAGAGGAGAGGUGGAGGGAGAGGUGGAGGGAGAGGUGGAGAACAAGGUGCACAGACAAGCAGGCAAUGAUAGCAUGCAUGCGGAGAAGCACGGUGAAGCCCGAGAAGGAGAGACGGAAAAGGAAAUGCACAAACAGAAGGAACCUGUGACAAAUGAGGCAGACGGAGAAGCCGGGUCGGAAAAGAAGAUGCAUGAAGACACAUGCCAGCAGCAUAAAGGUGGUCUGAUUGAAGCAGACUCUAAUAAGACUGAUAGGGGCAUAGUAGAUAACCUGCAUACGAAGGGAAAGGAACAUGAUGACGAAUUUCAUGAUGGAAGGAGAACCAUGAAGACAGGAAGAACAGAAGCUAUGGGGAAGACGAUGGAAAAGACGGUGGAAGAGACAUGCCCGUCCAGCACGUCAUCCACUGCGGGGGAAGGGGAAAGGGAUGUGAGGGAUUGUCGUGUCGAUCAAGAGGUCGAAAAUGAUGCCCUCAUGCAUAUGGCUAUAAUUGACUCGGGCGACAAAAUAGGCGGGCCAUUGAAGGGAGGCAGUGAAGAUGAGGGAGGUAGUGAAAAUGUCUCUCUUCGCCUUCAAGUUGUCGAGUGUGUUUCAUCCAAAAGUCCAGAGAGUACCGAGGCUGGUCAUGGACAGGAAAUCCAGCCCGUCCAUGCGAGAGAUCGGACGGCAAGCGUGAGUCAAGGGACAGGCGGUCCCACUUCAGAUGCACCUGCUCUUGCGACAACUUCUUCAUUGGGACACAAGAGCAGUUUUGAUGGCGACGCAAAAGAAGGUCAACCAACGGUUACAGGUGUUAAGCCAGCAGGUGAACCUGGUCAAAAACCAAUGGCUGAAUCUGCCUCAUUCGUGAGUCCGGGAGUGGUGAAAGGAAGCCAACCACAGAUCAAAGCGCCGAGUCCUCGGGGAGAGAAAGGAAGGCAUCCACUGGCAGAGAUAAAACCUGAUGCAACUGCGAGUCCUGGAGACUCGCCAUCGACGCAAAGGCGGCCAGAGGAGCCCAAAGCUGACAGACCAGCAGUUCAACCUGAGCGACCGAUGGUUAAAUCUGUGGCAGUGGUGGAAGGAAGGCAAACAGAGAUUCAAGAAGAUCAAGCGGCCGCAGUUCUAUCUGAUAGAUUGGCAGUAAGAUCGAUGUUUGCGGUGGGUCCUAGAGUAAUGAGAGGGGGCCAUCAGCGGGUCGUUGCUCUUGCCGAUAGCAGUAUUCCGUCGGACCGAGAUGCAAGUUCCGAAGAAAGCGAGGACAUAAGUGCAAUGCGAUCCGGCUCCAUAGAUAUGAGCGACAACUCUUCUACAAACUCUAGCUGGCUCACUACGCAAAGCUGUGAAGGCAGGGGGUGCACCGCGGCGACUACUAUACACAUUGAAUUGUCAUCUACCAAUUUGGAAGAAGAUGAUGCUACCACAGAUCAAACGGAUAGUUUGCCGAUCAGUGAUUGCCCUCUGUCAAUGAUUCGCGAUGAAUGCGGGGGUGUGCACGGAAUUCGGCCGUGCAUUGCUGCUGGAUGCUUAAGGUCAGUGCAGGUUCAGGAUUGUUGUGUGGACAUGCUCCUGUGCAACAAACAUGCUGCCACCGCGGAGACUCGAACACUGGAUCAUUCAAUUUUCGCUGAACACAAUAGUGGCAAUAGCCGAGGUUACCGUACUAGUCGUAAGGAGGGAGAAGCCACCAUGGACGGGUCCAUUCUCCUCAAAGACCAGGACAAAGAGCGGAGUACUCAGGAUCCGUUUGGUCCAGCUGCUGCAGCUGCUGGGUGUGAAAACACUAACCAGCUGAAUGUGGCGCCACGUCACCCUCAGAAGCAGCUUCCAGAUCAUCAAAACCUUACUGUUGACGUCAACCGUAGCACGGCAUGGGGAAGAGGCUUCUCACAAUCAAGUGAUGGUGAUGAAGUCAUCGUGGCCCAAGUACCACCGUGCACUUCUCCAAAGCAUAAAACAAGGCAUGGAGAACAGAAGGAGGACCAGUACAGAGGAGUCUGCGAUAUGACAUGCAUUUAUUCAUUGGUCAGUCCAAGGGAGGGAUCAGUCGACGGGAGAUCACCGCUUCGAUUCAGCUUAGCUCGCAGUGGCCAAGGCAACAAGGCCAUGUGCGAUAAAAAUAUAUCGCCACCAAGACACUGGGAGCACAAUACGACGCUGAAUCCAUCCGCAACAGGCGUAGAGAAGGGUCUGGAGCUCGUCAGCAAAGGUCUACUCUUCAGGCAAGCAAGCCAGACGGAAAAAGACAGAAGGGCACCGAAGGGUUUGGCUAUGCAGCAGCUCCUGCGGCAAGGCACAUCGGUUCCAGCGGCAGGUUACAAGCUGAGAUGUGAGCCUAGAAUUGCUGCCAACCUUAAGACGGUUAACGACGACCAAGGACUGGAGCGAAGAGAGGGCGGCACUGUACUCGAGGACGAGGGAGUGCUUGAGGAGGGCAUCACACCGAAUCGCGGUUCUCCCGAAGGGGUUGUGAAGCUAAGGUGGGGAAUGGUUGCACUCAUCGUCGGAGUGAUGGCGGUGGCAACGUAUAAAACUCUGCGAACCUGGAGCUGAUGCUCAAAGCGCUCAAAGCCCGUGAAUGCGUGCAUUGGUACGCUCGGAGAAAAAGCCUGUGAAUGCUUGCACUACUCACUCUUGCAGGCCCGGCGCUGAUGACAGAGGAUUCAACUGCUUAAAGCGCCAUUGCCUCUGACAAGGGGUUUUGGGGAUUAUGGAGCGCUCUGUGGGACUCUGAGACAGAACGAGGGCGCAGAUAAGGACAGUAUGUCGUGAAUUUUCGCACCUACUACCGGUAGUUAUGAUAUCGAAUAAAAUUUAAUGGAUUCU